GUGUUGUCUAAAUACAUAAACAUCUUCAUCCUACACAGAUCUUAAUUCUGCAGGUUUUGCAGUCAACAUUAGUAGCUAUUUAUUGAUUCUAAGUUUGGUUUGGCAGUGUUGAUGAUGUAUUGGAUGCCAUGUGUGGAAGAGUUGACCUAGAGAAACAGUUCAACAUCCAAAUCUCCAGAACAAACAUUCUGGAGAGAGGCCUACUGCAGUGGCAGCGUCAAAAAAAAAAUUCACCUACUGCUGCUCUGAAAGUGACAUUCUUUGGGGAGGCUGGAGUGGACACAGGUGCUCUCCGAAAAGAAUUUCUCACAGAAAUGAUUGCAGGAAUUGAGAGCCGUUUCUUUGAGGGGCCAAAGCACCAGAGGAGCCCACGAUACUCUCUGACUGACUUUGACAGCGGCCUGUACAAGACUGUUGGAGAGAUUUUGGCAGUAAGUUUGGCACAAGGUGGCCCGGCCCCUGCCUUUUUCAGCCCAUGGACUUACAGUUACCUCUGUAGUGGCCAGAUAAACCCGGCGACUCUCAAUACCGAAGCAGUUGCAGAUGUCCAGUUGCGAGAGUUAAUUGAGCAGGUUGAAAUGUCAACUGAACAUUCAAUUGAAGGCCUUUCUGAUGAAAUCAUAAAUUGUGGAUAUACUGGAGCUAUCUCAGUGCAAAACAAAGAGUCCAUUGUUCGUGCCAUUGUACUCCAUGCAGUGCUGAGGCUGCAGCCUAUGUUGGAACAACUGAGAGAAGGCCUGCAGCUGUAUGACCUUCUUUCGCUAAUAAGGCAGUACCCAGAUAUCUGCCAGCCCCUGUUUGUUCCCGGUGAAGAUGUAAAAGUUAAUGCAGAGUUUGUCAUGGCAUCCAUUCUUCCUCAACUGAGUGACAAAGGGACUUCCAGGCAUCAGAUUGAGCUGGAGAUGAUCAACUUUAUUCAGGACUUCCUUUAUGAAGCUGAAGCUAAAGACCAGGUAGAUGACCAAGAUGGCCUACAUUCCAUCACACCUGCCAGGUUGCUCCAGUGGAUCACAGGCCAAGGUCACAUCCCACUUCUUCCCUCAGAGAAGAAGGAUUUUGCUGUAACAAUCAAGUUUAACCAUGACUGUAGUGCAGACUUUGGCCAUCACAGUGUGUGUUACCCCGUUGUGUCAGCAUGUGCCAAGAAUAUUGUACUACCUGUAAAACAUAUGAGGCCUUAUGACCAAUUCAAAAAGGUUCUAACUGAGGCUUUUCAUCUGGGCCAACAGUUUAACAUGGUGUAAAUAUUUACCAUCAACUGAUGCUACCUUUUUCUAGGUUGAACUACAACCUACAGUAAAUGAUAAAUGUUGCACCAGUUGCUACUGUUUUAUUUAUGUUCUGAUCAAUGAAACACAUUUCUUAGUAAUACGGUGUUCCAAAAUCCAUAUUUGGAAAGAGGAAUUAGUCGAGAGUAAACAUUAAAUUAUUGUUUAAUAGCAGUACUGUUGAGCAUUUCAUGCAAACAUGUUAAGGUUAAGAAGGUAAUCUUGCAACAAGAUUUCAUAAAAGUAAUUAGUUUACAUCUCAUCUAGAUGUCUGGCUAAUUGGCAUCAUGUUGUCUCACUCACAAGUUGCAGCCCAGCACUCUGAGAAGCAGUUAAAGAAUGUUUGUACCAUGUAGCUUCACUGCUGUCAGUAACAAUAAACAUUUAAAACAA
This is a messenger RNA of Micropterus salmoides (largemouth bass), 1661 nucleotides long. RefSeq names its product G2/M phase-specific E3 ubiquitin-protein ligase-like. The coding region runs from base 129 to 1244 and encodes 371 amino acids. Gene Ontology annotation, molecular function: ubiquitin-protein transferase activity. Lineage: Eukaryota; Metazoa; Chordata; Actinopteri; Centrarchiformes; Centrarchidae. The transcript is spliced from 7 exons. The record is from RefSeq and is a predicted model, not a curated record.